UCCGUCAGAGUUACCUUCCCUCUGCUGCCUUGUCCCUUUCUCAGUGAGUCGUGGUCCAGUGCAUUUCUCAGUCCUUUUAAAAGAAAGUCUCACAGGCUGUAAAUGAGUAAAUCCAGUGAGUAAAUGGUGAGCCCCCAUGUGUAAGUUCUCAGUGCCCUGACUGCCGAGGACACAGCCGUGAGCACGCUGGAGAAAUCCCACUUCGAAUCUUGCCGGCAGAUGGGGAGCUAAAGUAACCCUGGAACCGGGGCACUGGCUUCCAAGUGCAAGAUCCGAAGGACGUGUCCAAUGCUGUGAAGGACAGAGACAGGGAGAAUCAUCCCAGGCGGUCUUUGGAGGCCUCUCUGAGGACGUGAUUUCUAUCCAGAGAGCAGAGUCCUAAAAGAGUUGCGGUCUGGUGAGAUCUAGGGACUAGAGCAUCCCAGAUACUGUGUGUCUAGAGAACAGGAGUUGGGUGAGUGAGGCCAUGGCAGGUGGGGAGGCUGGAGGCUUAGGGGAACUGAUCUCAGGAGGCGAUGAAGGCCCUGGCCUAUGGGUUAUGGGGAUACAGUGGGAAGCCGCGGGAUGACUCCUUCGUAGGGAAAAUGAUGACAGAAGCAUCCUUGCUGCAGGCGAGUCGCCCGCAGGGGCAAUAGUGACAGCUGGUAGAAGAGGGAGGAGGUGCCUAGAAGUCCACGCGAGAAGAGGAGGAAGCCGAGAUGGGCAUGGUUGCAGGGCAGAGGGAGACAAGAACGUGCUGGACACAGAGCCUACAGUUAUGACUGGGGGUGGAAGCAAGAGAUGAGGCACAGACCUGCUCCUCUUUAGGAGAACGCUUUCUGUGCUGGAGGGUGAGGGGUGAGAAGACGGUUCAAAGAAGGUGGAGACAGGAGAGUUUGUGUUGGCCACACAUACAUUUGCAUCACACAUGCAAGAGACACGCAAGUCACACAGCGGAUGCUUGCAGAUGGGGACCCAGGGUAGAUAGAGGGAUCUGAAAGGACCCUGGAGGACGGGGGGAGGUGGGGGUUGAAGCCUUCUAGUUAGAGGUCAGAAGACCCAAGGCCUCUGCUAGAUCUCCCAAUAUUGUUCCUCAAGAAAGGCAGGUAGACGGUCCCGUGAGGGUGACCUAGGGAGUGUGCUGUCUUGAACAGCAAGAGGAAAAGUGUUCCUAGAAGGUGGCAGGGGUCCAAAUAUAUUGUUCCCGAAGCAAAGAGUGGAAUGCAGACGGGGAAUUGACUGCUGCCACACAGUGGUUGGCCUUGGCAUUGCAGGUCAGUCUGAGUGUGUGCUGGGAAGGGAAGCAGGAGACCCAAGAUAGCACCUUGAUUGAAAUGUGAAAACAAGAGAAAAUUAUCUUAUAUUGGCAUUAAUGUGUCUGGGUGCUGGUGGGAAGAAGCCAGAAAGCAGAGAUAGAAAUAGGUAGCAAUAAAGACAGAAAUGGGAGAGGGUCCUGUGGAGAGGGUUCUCCGGUUUAUCAAGGAUUCCGUCUUCCCACUGUUUGAAUGCUCUCAAAGCACGGCAGGUCUCCUCCUCCAGCAGGGCAGGUGUGUUUUCAAUAGAUGCCCUGGUUUCCUUCAUUCGGGGCCAGUCUGUUUCUAUUCCUGCCCGUGGUGCUUUGUAGUCGAGGCAAAACAGAAAGCAGAAAUUUCCAUGAUAAACCACGGACUGAGGGAAUAAGCAGUGUUAUUGGACGCACGCGAAUGUUGAACUCUAUUUAAGUGGCCUGCCGCUCUUGGGUGUGAACUGACCUCUCUCUGUUUCAGUCUCUUCUUGUUUCUCAUACUCGUGUCAGAGGGCAUUUCAGGCUCUGAGAUGAGUAUUGUCUCCUCAGGUCAUCUUUGAGGUUCUGACUUUCUGCUUUGGUUUCCAUCCCUUUCAUGUCUGCACCCACAGCACAUGUAAACCCAUUCAGUCAUGUGUACAUCCUCAUAGUACGAUACGAAGGCCCAGACUGACAGGCUCCAGAAGGAGGUCGACAUGUUGAAGGAACAGCUGCAACUCACCAGGUCUCAGCUGGAGUCUUCCCAGCACGCCCAUGCAGUCCGGUUCUCUAAGGAAUAUGAAAUGCAGAAGACGAAAGAAGAUGACUUCCUGAAGUUGUUUGAGAGAUGGAAAGAGGAGGAGAAGGAGAAGUUGCUUGAUGAAAUGGAAAAGGUCAAGGAGAUGUUCAUGAAGGAAUUUAAAGAACUAACUUCAAAAAAUUCGGCAUUAGAAUACCAAUUGUUAGAAAUACAGAAGUCCAAUAUGAAGUUCAAGUCCAACAUCGGCUCCUUAAGAGACGCUCAUGAGUGUAAAGAAGAUCACCUCCCGAGUCCCCAAGAUCUCCAGAACAUGUUUCAUCUCCUGGACGGCCAGGAGAGCAAGUGGACAGAUCGAUUUCAAGUUCUCAGUGAGGAUCACAGCAAGGAGAAGGGACAGCUCCUGUCACACAUGGAGAAGCUCCGGAGCUCGAUGAUGGAUGAUCUCAGUGCAGAUAACGUUUUCUACAAGAGGCGGGUGGAAGAGUUAGGUCAGAAGCUCAAGGAGCAGAAUGAGCUGAUCCUCAGUCAGAAGCAGCAGAUUAGAGAAUUUGCCAGUAAACCAUACAGCAGUGUUGGUGAGCUGAAAGGGAAUCUUCCUCUAACCCGGCAAGCCCUGGACUCCAAGCCAGCUGGCCCUGCUGCAGCCAGGAAUGCCUCCGCCACACAGACUCUGGAUGGUGCACCCAGCCUGACCAUGGUACAUGAGCAGGCGUUCCCAUCGCAUGUACUGGAACCGAUAGAAGAGCUUUCGUCAGAGGAGGAAAAAGGACGAGAAAAUGACCAGAAAUCAAGUAAGAAGACGCAUCUACGUAAAACUUGGAAGAGCAACCUCUCCUCAAAGGGGCUGAGGACAAACUUGGAGAAGAAGCUGGGGGAGAGGCUGAGGAUCCUGGGGAUUAACACAGAUAUACAUGGCAUUCCCUGCGAGAUCUUGACCAGAUCACUGAAAGCCAUGCAGGGAGCCAGACAUGAUCUAGCAAAGCAAAUGCCCGACAUUCAGCAAAUUCGAGAAUCCCUCGAGCAUCAGCUGACCUGUAAAAUCGAGGAGAAGGUGUUACUAUCUUCAGAUAGGUACAAUGUACCUCUCAUGACCACUUUGCCAGCUGAAGAAGUACCCAAAGCCUCCCAGCUUCCCCCGCAAGGCAGACCAUUGAUCAGACAGAGGACUGUGUUUACCGAUAAGGUGGCUGUCCCAAAAUUUAAGAAAAGUACCAAAGAAAAUCAUUUUCUCAGAAAGUUUUCAUCUACCAAGACGCCGCCCUUCAGCUCGGAGGAGGAGCUGGAUGAAGAGGACUUCAUCCCUGCAUACAUAUCCCCAGACUUAUUUACGGUCCAGCCGUCUAAGAGUAAUCUGAGCAACUUCCGGAAGAAUUCUGUCAAAAGUGACACGGAUUGGACGGAGGGAAGCGAGAUGGAGGACUCGGAUGUUUCCCCGAAGCCCACAGGAACCUCUGUUAAGAUACAAACUGAAAAUGUUGAGAGCAUGGUUUUACACCAAGGAAGUGGGAAUAAACCAGUUACUGGAAUGAAUAUUGCUGAGACACAUAUCAAAAAGGAAGACUUGCAAGAAUUAAAGUGCACAGAUGGAGAUGAUGAUGGCUGGGACAUAUCAUCCUUAGAGGAAGAGAAAUCCUGGGAGAAAAAGCUAGAACAGAGGGAACCCCCACCUGUGAAGAGAGAUCUAAAUUCCAGUCAAGUGCCAAGGGCCUGGGGCCCAGUGAACCCUCGGGAAUUCAAGGAAGAAGGACUUCAAGACAACGAAUCGAGCACCCUGAAAAGCAGCCUAGUGACUGUGACUGACUGGAGUGAUGCGAAGGGGAGGAUGGGAGGAGCUCGGGAUGUCAUGGACGUGUAGGUACAGCUCCAGUCAGAGAACCGCUCCGCAGCCAGCGCUGGCCGACAGCCAAUAGGAUUCCAGCGCUCCUCAGCAUUCCCACCGUACAAGGAAACUCAUUCAGAGCAAGGGCGUCUUUGACGACACGUACCGCAGAAUUGAAAACUGUCGGCUGUGUAGAAGCAAGAUGUCCUUUAAAUCAUAAAAUGUGUUUUCCAGUACGGUACUCUAGUGUUAAAUGUAUUUUUUUUCAAAUAACUUUUAAGUCUUUUUUUUUUUUGACUGAUAGUAGGCUUUGGUUUGAGUUAUUGUAGCUUUUUAAAAUAUGUUCUGUCACGUCAGUAGCUUUUAUGUUACAAAAUUCUGUUAAGUCUCUUCAAAAUUGAAUUAGUGAUACCAGUGACACCCUACGUGUUAAACUGGUUGUUUUCCGUACACAUUAUGUCUAGAAUGGUAACAAUUAGCUAGGCCCAUGCUAAAUACAUUUCCCUGAAGUACCUUUGAUCCCACGGAGCUCUGAGGCCCUCUUAGCAUGUUGCUAUUGACCAAUUAUUUUCUGCAGUGUAAUAUUUAUCUCGGAUAUUUUAUGAAUAGCGUGCAACUGUUCUAAAUGCCAACUGAUUUUCAUGAGAUGAUCAUUAGAAAGAGAUGAGCCAUUCCUGAGUCACACAUGUGUGUAUUUUCUGUGUUCUUCAGUACCCAGCCAUUAUAAAAUACCUCAGAACUAAUUUAUAUUCUUGAUCAGUGAUCUCGGCAAUGAUCGGAAAAUUUAUAUGUAAACUGUUUGCUUGCCUUUUUUUUCUUUUUUAAUUUUUUUCUUUUUUAAAAAAAUAGUUUUUAUACUUUGUGGUACCAUUAGGACACUGUCUCAGAAAAAAAAAAAAGAAAGGUAACAUUUUAAUAGCUUGUUGAUUUGGGGUCUUCUGUCAUCCAUCAGCAGUGCCAGUAAAGUCCUCCAUGACAA
Messenger RNA from Chionomys nivalis (European snow vole), 4801 nucleotides. RefSeq names its product DAZ interacting zinc finger protein 1 (gene Dzip1). Gene Ontology annotation, cellular component: ciliary basal body; cytoplasm. NCBI's taxonomy places the organism in Eukaryota, Metazoa, Chordata, Mammalia, Rodentia, Cricetidae. Gene Ontology annotation, biological process: cilium assembly. The record is from RefSeq and is a predicted model, not a curated record. The coding region runs from base 1960 to 3858 and encodes 632 amino acids. The transcript is spliced from 18 exons.